Molecule: messenger RNA, 4068 nt
Organism: Phyllopteryx taeniolatus (common seadragon)
Lineage: Eukaryota; Metazoa; Chordata; Actinopteri; Syngnathiformes; Syngnathidae
Gene: arhgap12b
Product: Rho GTPase activating protein 12b
Exons: 19
Coding region: 266-2878 (870 amino acids)
Biological process (GO): signal transduction; regulation of GTPase activity
Cellular component (GO): cytoplasm
Molecular function (GO): protein binding
Source: RefSeq, a predicted model, not a curated record
CGCGGCUUGUUAGCUAGCAGGCGAGGCGGGGGAUUGUGAACAGACCGAAAAGCUUUGGAGAUCCGCUAAAGGACUAAACGGAGCUCGGAACUGUCCACAUUCAUUUAGGAAGAAACGCUUCCUCUACAAUCCCCAUUCAGACCCGUAAAGAGACGCCAUUUGAGUUCUUUAAGCCCAGCAAUUCCCUGGUCAGACAUGAAGAGCCCUGCAGGCCUGGAACGCUGAGCAGCUGAGGUCGGCAUUAAAAACACUUGUCCUGACAGCCAUGGCUGAUAGAGAUGGGCUUCCUAUUGCUCCGGGUCAAGUCUAUGUUGAGGUGGAAUAUGACUAUGAGUACAAGGCGAAAGACAAGAUGGUCACCAUCCGGCAGGGGGAGUGCUAUAUGCUAGUGAAGAAAACCAACGAGGACUGGUGGCAGGUGAGGAAGGAUGAGGGCACAAAGGCUUUCUACGUGCCAGCCCAGUAUGUCAGAGAGGUGCGGCGAGCCCUGAUGCCCCCUCUGAAGCCCAACUUGAGGGCCAAGCCUACUGUUCUUGAUAUCUGCAUGGCAUCAAAUGAAAACCUUAACCGGCCACAGCCUGAAAUGUCCAGCUUUGGGCGUCCGUCGCCUUCCUCUACGCCAUCACCUUCCUCAGACCGUGUCACACCGCCGGCUCUGCCCAAGGAUGCUAACCAGAAUUUGGGAAGUCCCCAUCAUUGCAGGGUGGUGGCCGAACUGGUGCUUCUUCAUAACAACAACAAUUCAACUCUGCCACGGACCCGAGCUGACUCGCCGCCGCUCAAAGAGGAGAACAACCACAACAGAAGUCCAGACAGUGACAAGAGCUCCCCACAAUGUGACCUACCAGGAAAUGGCCUUAGCAAGCUCCGCAACGACUCGGAGUCGGGCGAUGAGCUCAGCAGCAGUUCAACAGAACACAUGCAGACUACAUCGCCUGCGGGUCAGGGCAGAUCGGACUCUCCUGUCUACACCAACCUCCAGGAGCUUAAGAUCUCUCAGUCCAGUCUGCCGCCCGUCCCCUCGGGCUCACCUCUUCACAUCCUCGGCGACUGGGAGACCCACAAAGACUUGAGUGGCAGACAUUUCUACUAUAACCGGACCACGGGGGAGCGCACGUGGAAACCGCCACGCACCCGGGACACCAGCGGCAGCACUAACAGCUUCCGAGGAGAAAGCCAAGGCAUGGCAGAGAGUGAGCUGCUCUCUUCUGAAGAAAACUGCCACAGCACCUAUUCCAGCCAGUCUGACAGCCAGUACGGGUCGCCCCCAAGAGGCUGGUCUGAGGAACUUGAUGAGCAUGGACACAUCCUUUACGUCUCGGAAUACACACAAGAGAAGUGGAUAAAGCACAUUGAUGAGCAAGGCCGACCUUAUUACUACAAUGCUGACGGAUCCAGGUCUGAAUGGGAAUUACCUAAGUACAACAUCUCCCCUCAGUCUGGUGAGGCCCCCAAGAGUCGGAGCCUGGAGAGGAAGCAGCCGGACCCCAUCAUCCUCACUAAGUGGAGACACAGCACAUAUGUUCUUGAUCUCAACGACAAGGAGUGUGCUCCGGCGCCCAAGCAGAGCUCUCCCGACUCUGACUCCUGCCCAUCAUCUCCUAAGCACCCCUCAACUCCAUCAGAGAAGUGUGGGGUCCUAAAUGUCACCAAAAUCACAGAGAAUGGGAAAAAAGUCAGGAAGAACUGGGCAUCUUCAUGGACGGUGUUACAGGGCUCCUCGCUCCUCUUUGCAAAAGGUCAAGGAGGAAGCACUAGCUGGUCUUAUUACCGCAAUGGCUCCAUCCCCGAGCUGCUCCUCACUCUUCUUAGCAACUGGAAGCAUUCAGUCAAGCCCCGUCCUGCUGUCUCCUAUAAGUUUGGCAGCAACCAAUCGAAGCCAGAGUUCACUGUUGACUUGCGCGGGGGUUCGGUGGAAUGGGCUUCCAAGGACAAGUCCAGCAAGAAGCACGUCAUUGAGUUGAAGACACGUCAGGGGACUGAACUGUUGAUCCAGUCUGAAAUUGACAGUGUCAUCAACGACUGGUACCGGGCCCUAACUGAGACCAUUAACACACAUGCAUGGGAGUCGGAUGAGGCCAUUGAAGAGGAUAUGCCAGAAUCUCCAGGAGCUGAGAAACAGGACAAAGAGAAAGAUCAGCGAGACUCUAAGAAGAACAGAGUUGUGAUGAAGACGUCUGUCAGUAUGGACUCAUCAGACCAGAAAAAAACUCGGCUGAAGCUCAAGAAGUUCUUAACACGUCGACCUACCUACCAGGCGGUCAGAGACAAAGGCUACAUCAAAGAUCAAGUUUUUGGCUGCAGUCUAAGCAGCCUCUGCCAGCGGGAGAACACAUCUGUGCCCAAAUUUGUCAAAAUGUGUAUUGACCAUGUGGAGAACACGGGUCUCAGUAUCGAUGGCUUGUAUCGAGUAAGUGGGAACUUGGCAGUGAUACAGAAGCUACGCUUUGCUGUGAACCACGAUGAGAUGGUGGAGCUGGAUGACAGCAAGUGGGAGGACAUCCAUGUCACGACAGGAGCACUCAAGAUGUUAUUCAGGGAACUUCCGGAACCUCUCUUCACUUACGGAUCCUUCAAUGACUUUGUUAAUGCAAUUAAAUGUUCUGACUACAAGCAGAGAGUAAACUCAAUCAAAGACCUGAUCAAGAAGUUGCCAAAACCUAACCACGACACAAUGCAAGUCCUCUUCAAACACCUGCGCAGGGUGAUAGACCACGGCGAAGCCAACCGCAUGACCACGCAGAGCGUGGCCAUUGUUUUCGGACCCACGCUCCUCCGGCCCGAGACGGAGACGGGCAACAUCGCGGUCCACAUGGUCUACCAGAACCAGAUAGUGGAGCUCAUAUUGCUCGAGUAUGAAAGCAUCUUUGGCAGGUAGACAGAAAGGGGCUCCACACUUUUUGCCCUUUUUAUUUUUUUGUUCCUGUGGACCUGGCAGCUGGAAAAUCCAACAACUCAUUGACAUGAACGUUUACACAAGCACGACAAGGCAUUGCACUUACCAGUUGUGGAGGUGAAUAGAAUUUCAAGGGCAACAGCUCCCUCACCUUUCCGUUCCGCUGCGGUUCCUUUGCAGACGGACAACCUUUCAGAUGACCUCUCUUGUGAUUUGGUGAAUUUGGAGUAUUCAGGUUUUUUUUUUGUUUUUGGUGCCGCAGUCACUGAAUCCUGUAAAACCUCCUUGUGUAGGGGAGCGUUUAUGGAUGCUGCUCCGGUGGCGUUGAAAGGCAGACGGAAACCUCGUGAUGUUGCCUGAACUGUGUUGGUCUUCUGUGUCGUGGCGCUUCGUCUGUGACGCCGGUAAUGCCAUAAUCAGUGUUGUUGAUAGGCUGAUGUUUUGUUGUUGUUGUUGUUUCUGUUUUUUUGCACUUGGCUGAACUGGAGCAGUGUUUCACAUUGUGCCCCCAUUAAACCUCACCCUCACCCUCGCCCUUUAAGUGUUAACCCGAUGGAGGAAUCAAAAACAGUGUUUGUUCAUGGGAGUGAAUUAAAACCUGCACAGCAGCAUCUUUCGUCUUGCCACUUUGUACAGAAAUGUCGUGUCAACGUGCUUCGGUGACGUCUGCGCGGUAUGUGCUCUUUUGAACUCAAAUGUGUGUCAGUUUGGUUUGUCCUGUGGCAGGAUGCAUCGCCGAGGUCCUGCGGUCGCUUUUAAAACCACCGUGAGUUGUGCGAUGUUGUGUUGUGUUCUGCGGUGAUAAGCCUCCGCUUAGCUAAUGUUGAAGUAUUCCGGGGGGUGUUGGUUGGAUGCGUUACCAAGAGUGCUUCAUGGCCUGUAUGGAAGCCUUUUAAGAUAUUUCAGAGCUCAUUGACUCUGACGGAAGCUAGUUGUUACAAAGGGUUCUAGUGACUGAAGUUUGUGUGUAUAGCUGAUUUUCCAGGUUGUACAUUUGAAUUAAAAGAUGGCAAAAUGCAGAUUGUGGAAAAAAAGAGAGAAAAAAAAAAAGAGACUGCUCCUUCUGUUCCUGCAGUGUUUACCGUGUGAUCAGCUGCACAUUUGAAUGUAAUUUUUCAGGCUAACUGCUGUUUGUGAAAUUGCUCUGUCUAAUAAAAAAAAGACAAACAAAA